AUGGUUUGCCGCAGCGCCUCUCCGACUACGAAAAGUCGAUACAAUCCUCGGAGACCUGGAGCCACCCUCUUUGCCGAAGAGAUAAACGAGAUGGUCAGUGAUUUGCAGCAUAAUCGUGGUCGAGGCGGUUUCUUCUUUCAACAGACCUGUAGUGCCUGCAAUCGCGUCAUUCAUACAUCGCGCACAAAAUUUGCACCAGACGAAAGAUGCGCAGUGUGUGCAGAGAAUUGGAAAGGAACAAAGUAUUGCCUAUUGUUUCGUUUUCUAUUCUUUGCUUGUUAAACGUCCACAACGUCCUCAACUUAAACUUAAUGUCAAAGCUACCACUAGAACCACAGCAGCACAAUCUAACUCUCAACCACCCAGGUCUCAAAAGCGCCACCGUUUUCCCAAGGUGACUCCACCUAUUCUCUCGAAAGAAGAAUGGACGAAGCUAGAGGCAGAAGCGAAACUAGGUUCUGCGGAAUCCGAGGAAGCGCGUAGACGACUGGCAGCACGUGGUCUGACUCGGACAGUAGACGAAAUCUCGAAAAAUCUCGAAAAACAGAAGGCACAUCUGUUAGACCUCUGUUCUCGUGGAAAAUACACCCGAGAAUUCGUGCCGACAGUGGAUCUGAAAUUAUGAUGCUGUUAACGUCGACCUGCUGUACGACAAGCAGACGUCGCUAGUCUUGAAUUUAUUAUACACAGUUAUGCAACGUAGCAGGAGCGGACGCGGAGGGAGUCGAACUAGAGAUUAAAAAUACUGCAACAUGCACCAAUACUUCAGUAACUGUGCUUGGUUUUGGUAUUGGUGCAUGUUGCAGUAUUUUUAAUCUCUAGUAGUUCGACUCCCUCCGCGUCCCUUCCUGGUGCUACGUUGCAUAAGUAAGGAUCAUUGACCGGAGCUCUCCCUUAUUGUUCUUUCAUCCUCAUCCCCUCUAUCCCCCUUUCAUCCCGGACUGCAGUCGAGAACCUCGCAUCAGCUGCCGUGGAAUUUACAUGGGACAAAUUCGGAGGAUUCGACGCUUUCGCCUACCAACAGAAGUUCGAGGCUCUUCAGGAAAGACACGAAAAAGCCCAGGUCGAUUUCAU
This is a messenger RNA of Amoebophrya sp. A25, 1074 nucleotides long. The record is from the annotation of a GenBank genome assembly. Lineage: Eukaryota; Dinophyceae; Syndiniales; Amoebophryaceae.